AUGCUCCCCGAAACCACUCCGGUGUUGCCGCCUUCCACCUCCCGGGCAAGUCUAACUCAGUACAACGCCCGUGGCUCUGUACUAGGUGCUGCUGUUCCAUCAGCGCUGGCAGCGGAGCCUGCAAUGUUUUCGGUUUACGCCCCGAAGGCUGUCAACGUCCCGCCGAGUCAGGGCGGUCCAUCCGGGACGUUCUCGCUGCCGUCACCGCUCUUAAUGCAGCAUUUCUUGCCGCAGCCUCAAGCUACUGGGGGCAUGUACAAAGUGCAGCGGGCUUCCAGUUCAACCGCGGCGUUGCUAGCUGGAGGGGUCUCUACUGAGGGAAGCACUCAAGGUCUUCACACUUACGCUCAGAGGCUGCAGACCCCAGAGGACACCCCUAGAUUGUAUGAACUCCCUGUCGGACCUGCUGCUUUGCACUGCUCGAGGACCACCUGCUCCCAGCUUGGCGGGACCACCGCCUCCGGCAACAUCUACUGUCGUGGCGAGAGGGGGAGGGCCUUCAAUGUCGUACCCGGUGAGGCGACUAAGUACGGAGCAGCUGGAAGCGGCAAGAGGCGAUCCCAGGGUGGCAUCGUAGCGCUAGUGGCGCGUAGAGCUCAGAAAGCUGCAGGAAGGGAAGGAGCGCCUGUGCUCCAGGGGGAACCGAUUGAGGCCUGCAGUAAGGUGCUCGACACUGCGUCUGCAAGCAACAACUACAAUGCUAAGGAAGUGGCUAGGGUCAUGGAGGAGAAUGCUAGUUUGAGGCGGAGAGUGAGCACGCUGGAGAGAAAGUUGGCGGACCUGCAAGCUGAGCUCGAGGUUAAGGAUCAUCUAUUGGAAACAGCAAAGAUCAACACAAAUGAUGGACAUCAGACGGAGCGAAACACACCGAAUUCAGCAAAAUUGUCCAACAGCUCCAAGCAGUCUGCCAUGGGCUUGGAAUUGAUGGCAAGCCGUUUGGUGGCACUCAUGCGUGGAGGCAUCGCCAACUUGUUGUAUCCUCCUUAG
Molecule: messenger RNA, 987 nt
Organism: Perkinsus marinus ATCC 50983
Lineage: Eukaryota; Perkinsozoa; Perkinsida; Perkinsidae
Exons: 9
Coding region: 1-987 (328 amino acids)
Source: RefSeq, a predicted model, not a curated record